Messenger RNA from Vicia villosa (hairy vetch), 1353 nucleotides. RefSeq lists its product as uncharacterized. The record is from RefSeq and is a predicted model, not a curated record. The transcript is spliced from 2 exons. Gene Ontology annotation, molecular function: nucleic acid binding; zinc ion binding. The coding region runs from base 1 to 1353 and encodes 450 amino acids. NCBI's taxonomy places the organism in Eukaryota, Viridiplantae, Streptophyta, Magnoliopsida, Fabales, Fabaceae.
AUGAAGAAACAGGUUUUUGGAGAUCGCUCUACUCAGCCUCCCCGAUGUGGUAGAUGCAAGGCGAACCACUUUGGGAAUUGCAAGCCAGACUCUGGGAGAUGUUACCGUUGUGACCAGCCAGGGCAUUACGCGAGGGAAUGUACUGCCCCGAAUGCUCUCGAGAAGACUAGAGGUCGUGUUUACACCUUGGACGCUAGGAAUGCCCAAGGAAACACUAACCUUGUUGCUGGUACGUGUUAUGUUAAUGAUCAGCCCUUGUUUGUGCUAGUCGAUUGUGGAGCAACACAUUCUUUUAUUUCUUAUCCUUAUGUGCGGAGGCUUGGUUUUGAGACGAGUCUUCUUCCUAAUCCUAUGAUUAUCUCGUCGGCUACGGACGAUGUAGUAGAAGCUCGGGAAAUUUGUAGGGAGUGUUCUAUUACCUUCAAUGGUCGUAGAUUCCUGAUUGACCUUAUUUGUCUACCGCUUAAGAAGAUCGAUGUAGUGCUGGGAACGGACUGGUUGUCAGCUAACUCGGUGUACAUCGGUUGUAAAGAGAAGGCUAUCUUCAUUCCUGCUGAGGAGACUACAUCAACCGAUGCCAUUGAACAUCUUCUUGAAGGUACGAUUAACACGAUCAAUUACCUUUUUACUCAAGAGAAGUCUUUCCUUUUGGUUCUUACGUCGGACUCCAAGGACAAGAACAGUGUAUUGGAGAUUCCGGUUGUGUGUGAAUUUUCCGAUGUAUUUCCUAAGGAUGUUACUUCUCUUCCGCCAGAAAGGGAAGUUGAAUUAUCUAUUGAUCUUGUUCCGGGUACUGCUCCAGUUUCGAUUGCCCCUUAUCGAAUGUCUCCUGCAGAGCUAAGAGAUUUAAAGAGUCAGACGAGAUACGGUCAUUAUGAGUUCUUGGUUAUGCCAUUCGGGGUAACCAAUGCUCCUUCUGUCUUUAUGGAUUACAUGAACCGAGUGUUCCAACCAUAUUUGGACCAGUUUGUGGUAAUCUUCAUAGAUGACAUCUUGAUCUACUCUCGGACUAUUGAAGAACACAUGGAGCAUUUGAGGAUUGUGUUGUCGGUUCUUAGAGAAAAGCAGUUGUUUGCGAAGUUUAGUAAUUGUGAGUUCUGGAUGUCCGAAGUCAAGUUUCUUGGACAUGUCAUAUCUGGCGGCGGCGCAGCUGUAGACCCUUCAAAGGUAGAAGCAGUGAUAAAUUGGGAACGACCCAAGAAUGCAACUGAGGUCCGUAGUUUCCUAGGCUUGGCAGGUUACUAUCGGAGGUUUAUCAUGGGCUUUUCCAAGUUGGCGUUACCUUUGACCAGACUUACAAGGAAGGAAGUUUCCUUCGAAUGGAAUUCAGAAUGUGAGAAGAGUUUUCAGUAG